AUGUUCUGUCGACUGCUAAUCUUAAGCCUAGUACCGAUCAUAGUGUCGCAGCCUGGAUAUAAGAUAACACCCUUUGCAACGCACGUAAAAGUGAACAGUAACCCAGCGUAUGUAAAUUUAACCAUAGAAAUUAUAUCCACCGCCAAGGAGAGCCGCAUAAAUUUAGAUUUUAAUGUACUGCAACCGAUACACAUCCCUCGGCUGCUCAUUGUCCUGUGGCUUGACGUUGGUUCCGGUGCACUGCAGGCCCCGUUCUACAACCAAACGAUCGACGUAUGCAGCCUUAUCAAAAACCCUGGAACGCAUCGGCUGGUGCAGAUCGUUUACCGGGAGCUGAAACGGCACGGAAACUUACCGACCGGAUGCCCGAUCGCACGCACGCUGUACAAGUUUUGUGGCAUUUCGACGAGCCAGAUGCGUUUGCCCACCUUUUUUACCCAGGCCGACUUUAUGAUGGAUGUUAUCGGGUUGACGGGGACGGCGAAACUUCGUACCUUUGACACCCGUUGGCAUGGAACGCUAAAUAGAGUGAAGUGCACUGCCCCAGAACGUUGUUAGGUGCGACGUCGUGUUUGUUUGUGGAAGUCGUUU
Molecule: messenger RNA, 591 nt
Organism: Anopheles stephensi (Asian malaria mosquito)
Lineage: Eukaryota; Metazoa; Arthropoda; Insecta; Diptera; Culicidae
Exons: 2
Coding region: 1-558 (185 amino acids)
Source: RefSeq, a predicted model, not a curated record